AGCUUACCUCCAUGUUUUUAGGUUACAUUUCUGUUUACCUUUUAACGUCAAAGUCCUAAUGGUAUUGUCAUACAUUUCAGACUUGAAUAUUAAUUUAUAAUAGUAAUAAAUAUCGAGAAUAAGCCCAAUUGUUUAAUUUAAAUGAGUUUUAUUGUUUUAACCCGAGGGUUUUAAGUUUUUAAAAAGGGUUGAAAGUGUACGUGUAAAGCCGGCGGAAUAAGAGUCAUUCUGGUUGAAAACUAAAAAACAACACCGAAAAAGAUGUCUUUACCAGCUGGAUAUAAACAAAUAGCAGCCAUGUCCACUCCACCACCUAAUGCUCGUUUUAGGACAAGUGGUAGUACAGGAGGGACUGGUACUCCGAGUAAGGACAGUGGCUCAUCUCCUUUCAUCACCACGCCAUCCGGGCAUUCGGGAUUCGUACCGCAAAAGCUCGGCAAAGCCACCGCGAGUAAGUUGAAAGCGCCGAAACCGCCUGAAAAGCCUCUGAUGCCGUAUAUGAGGUAUCAGAGGAAAGUAUGGGAUCAGGUGAAGAGUCAAAACCCGGAGUUGAAACUGUGGGAAAUCGGCAAGAUCAUCGGACAGAUGUGGAGGGACUUGCCCGAAGAAGAAAAGACUGAAUAUGUGGAGGAUUAUGAAACAGAAAAAUUGGAAUAUGAAAGAAAUUUGAAAGCUUAUCACAACUCCCCUGCUUAUUUAAGUUACAUGGCUGCUAAAGCGAAAGGAACCACAAUCCCACAGCCUGGAGAAAGCCGAGAAGAAAGAGCAUCAAGUAAACCAGAGAGAAGGAUUUUUAUUGAGCCUGCAGAAGAUGAAGAUGAUCAUGAUGAUGGCUAUUCUGUAAAAAUGGUCGCUUAUGCCAGAUACUGUAGGAAUCAACGUUUAAUCAAUGAGAUAUUCUCAGACUCUGCUGUCCCUGAUGUUAGGUCUGUUAUAACUACUGCCAGAAUGCAAAUCCUCAACAGACAAGUCGAAUCAUUGACGAUGCAUCAAAAAAAGCUGGAAGUUGAAUUGCAACAAACCGAGGAAAAAUUUGAAGCGAGGAAAAGGAAAUUUGCUGAAGCAAGUGAAGCAUUCCAAGAAGAAUUGAAGAAGCACUGCCAGAAAGUCGUCGAUGAAGAAACCUGCAAUAAAAUGAUCGAAAAGCAGUACAACUUGUUAAAAAAUGAGAGGAACAGACUUUCAGUCUUAAAUUCAGGAGUUUCUGCCGGCCUGACACCAGUACCCCCUGCUGCUGUCGUUACAAGUACGACAAAUGGCCUCGAACCGUCUCAAGCAGUUGAAACUGGGCCAACGUUGCCUACGCCUCAACCGAGCACAGACGACCAACAGGACGCUGAAUCUCAGUCAACGAAUGAUGAAGUAAGUCAAGAAGGCACAGAAGGAAGUACAACUGGAGCCGAGGAUCCAGAAAUGUCCAUUGACUCUGCCGAUCAGACUACUCAAUAAUAAAUCAUAAUUUUUUUCAUUAAGCAAUGUUGUAAUUUUGCUGAUUUUUUAUUUGGUACUGUAUAAUUACUGUAUUUAAAAAUACAUUUUUUGAUUUAUAUUUUAAAUUAUCUUUUAUUAUGUAUUCAAUUAAAUUCUGAAACCAUUCAUAAUUU
Molecule: messenger RNA, 1604 nt
Organism: Cimex lectularius (bed bug)
Lineage: Eukaryota; Metazoa; Arthropoda; Insecta; Hemiptera; Cimicidae
Product: SWI/SNF-related matrix-associated actin-dependent regulator of chromatin subfamily E member 1-like
Exons: 11
Coding region: 262-1449 (395 amino acids)
Biological process (GO): negative regulation of DNA-templated transcription
Cellular component (GO): SWI/SNF complex
Molecular function (GO): nuclear receptor binding; nucleosomal DNA binding
Source: RefSeq, a predicted model, not a curated record